UGUGUUUAAUCAGCGACCGCCCGUAAACAUGGCGGACUACAAGGAGGCACCUUUGGCGACUCGGCCACAAACAUUAGAUCCAGCGGAAUAUUUUAACGUUUCUCCCGAAUAUCGACGGGCGGAGGAGGAGCGGGCAGCGCUCAGGGCCCGGCUAAAGAGAGAAUAUCAGACAAGGCUGAAUAAUCCUCUGCGGAAUGAGCUAAUUGAGGACCCGGCGCUCGCCAGGUGGACGUACGCCCGUACUGAGCUGUAUAACCACUUCAGACCUACACCCAAAUCCUCCCUGAUUGCCGGACUGAUCGGAGUCGCUCCUCUCUUCGUCUUGUGCUAUGUCUUGAAGACUGACCGCGACAAGAGGGAGCAGCGCAUCAAAGACGGGACGUACCAACGGCCAUACAGACUCUCGUACUGACCUCUGACUCGUAUUUCAGUUCAAUCCUCGGCUCACGGUGUACAUGUAACUAUAAAUAAACUUUACUGAUGAAACAAUAAGCGAGA
This is a messenger RNA of Hemibagrus wyckioides, 498 nucleotides long. RefSeq names its product NADH:ubiquinone oxidoreductase subunit B4 (gene ndufb4). The transcript is spliced from 3 exons. Gene Ontology annotation, cellular component: mitochondrion. Lineage: Eukaryota; Metazoa; Chordata; Actinopteri; Siluriformes; Bagridae. The record is from RefSeq and is a predicted model, not a curated record. Bases 29 to 412 code for a protein of 127 amino acids.